CUUCUAUCUGCAAAACAACUUAUAGUUUCUUUGAAAUUACCUUCAAGUCUUUCGAAAUGGAGCCCCAGUUUCGAGUGAAGCCAAUACUCAGCCAUUCUUCUACUAUGGCACUUAAAUCAGUUUCGAAUCGCCUCGUGUACAAUAUGCACACAGGCUAUCUAUUUGUCUGCAACGACAUAAGAAGCAACGUCCUCUUGGCUCUAUUCUUUGGAGCUCUGGGUGCCUCCGUUGCCCCUAGCUUGUCUAUGGGAGAAAGCCGGUCCCUCAGCCAUAUAGUGGCGUCCGCACCUCGGGCAUUGUUAUGGUCAUGGGCAAACCUAUUCCUAUUCAACCUCCACAAUCAACGUCACUCAGCUGCAAUCGCAGAAGACGCCAUCAACAAGCCAUGGAGGCCCCUCCCCGCCAAGAGACUUACACAGGAGCAAGCUACACUGGUCAUAUAUGCCAUGUAUCCGACGAUGCUAGCUAUCUCCUUGACCUUCGGUGGCCUAGUGCCUUCUGUACUGGAGGCCUUCUUGUGCCUGUGGCAUAAUGAACUUGGCGGGGAUUCAGACCCCUUUCUUAAAAACACCCUGACUGCAUUCGGACUCGCCUGUUUUCUAGCUGGGCCACUCGAGGUUAUUACCGGCCGAUCUAUUUUCUCCGGGAACAGUGAGGCGGCUAUAUGGCUAUUCAUGAUUGCUAUUGCUAUUGCUACAACCGUCCAUGCCCAGGACUUUCGAGACAUGGAGGGGGAUAAGGCUACAGGGAGAAGUACGGUGCCUCUCGCAAUGGGGGACACGGAGUCAAGAGCACUACUGGCUAUUGGGGUAGUAGGUUGGACAUACGCAGCUGGAUUGUUCUGGGGAGUUAGCUGGAGAGAGACCAUAACAGGUUGGAUGUUCGGGAUGGUGAUGGUGGGAAACGCGUUGCUUGAUAGAAGUAUGGAUGGCGAUAAGCGGACGUGGAAGUUAUGGACUUUUUGGAUGUUGGGAUUGUUCCUAGUCCCUUUUCUUAAGGAGGUGAAGAUUUGAAGAUGUGAGUAUUUUUUUACAGCUUAGAUCAGAGUUUUAUUCAACUCGAUACAUAACC
Molecule: messenger RNA, 1071 nt
Organism: Hypoxylon fragiforme
Lineage: Eukaryota; Fungi; Ascomycota; Sordariomycetes; Xylariales; Hypoxylaceae
Exons: 1
Coding region: 57-1013 (318 amino acids)
Cellular component (GO): membrane
Molecular function (GO): transferase activity, transferring alkyl or aryl (other than methyl) groups
Source: RefSeq, a predicted model, not a curated record